GUUGUAAGUCCGUUUGAUUAUCACACGAGCGUGCGCUGGUUUUUUCACGUUUCGCAUAAUCAUGUUCCGGACAAAAUGCAAGGAGCACGAUCACUCAUCGUUCUACAAGUUCUUACAAAUGGAUCGCAGCCAUAAGAAUUUGGAUUGUUACUUCUUUUAUUACUCCACCUGUAAGAAGGGUGACUUUUGCCCAUAUAGACAUGAACCAUCGGCUCUGGGUUGUGAAACUAUGUGUACAUACUGGCAACAGGGAAGUUGCUUUAAUGAACAUUGUAAUUUCAGACACAUGGAAUUAAAGAAAAAUCGUAAAUUAAUUCCUUGUUACUGGGAAACACAACCUGGAGGAUGUAGAAAACCACAUUGUCCAUUUAUGCAUACAAGUCCUCGUACUAUUUCUAAUGACCCUAUCAAUCCCGUGAAGACUACAGAAGUAGCAACAAAAUCUCCGAAUCAAGAGUGGUUGAAUCGUCAAGAUGACCCAAAGUAUGACGGCAGCAGUACUACUGAAUCGGACCAAGGAAGAGGAAACAGCGAAGCUGGUAGUUUUAUUGGCAGUCCCGCCGUCGAUCCUCUCAUCGUCAAAUUCGAAGAAGCUACUCUCUCUCUACCGCCUAGCUUGCAAACAAAUAUGAAUCUCCCGAACGCGCUCAGUAUCCCGAAGAGCCUGACAAUUCCCAACAAUCCUAACAGUCUCAACAUUCCCGGUAACAUCAGCGUCGCAAAUAAUCUAAAUGUCCCGCCGGCGAACUCGCAAUCCUCUUCCUGUCAUCAUACGCUAUCGUAUCCGCAUCAUCAACAAAAUUUACAUUCUCACUCUUCCGGGCAGUCUCUGUCAUCAUUGCAAAAUCAACAGAGCUCCCCUCUUCUCCAGCAAUCGCCAUAUACAUCGAUUCAUACGCAGCAAACCUCGCAGCCUCAGACCUCCCGAUUCCCCUUUCCGUUCCUCGAAUCCGAUAAUGAAAGUGCACCGUCGCCUGUAAAGUCGCAGCCCAAAGUACCCUACUGCAAGACCUAUGAGCAGAUGAGACUCGAAGAGAUCCAGGCAGAGAGUGCGGCUUAUUACUCCUAUGAGACUGGCAACUAUGGACUUCAGGGACAAAUGAGCAAGACAAUCGGGACUAAUCGAUUCAGUCUAUCGAAAAUGAAGAAAGAAGAAUCGUCAAAAGAAUUGGACUUUAAGGUAUUGACCCUGGAGGAGAUUCGCCAACGAAAGAAGGAAAAAGAGCUGGUGGUUGCUAAACCACCGACGGACACAACGUCUGUCUCGAAACCUUCGUCACCAAUCGAAGUAAAGAGCAUGAAAAGGCGUUCGAUCGAAGAGCAUUGCGAUAAAGACAGUGCUAAUUCGGCGAAGAAGUGCAAGAUUAGUUCUGAAAUCGCUAUGAGUAGCGAAUCUAUUAUUAAGGUGCGACCGAUAAAAUUGCGAAGAUCCUUGAAAAAGGAGACCGAAAUACAACCAUGCGAAGAUGUAAUUAUGAAUGAACAUUUGCCGAUGGACAAUCAGGACGAUCAAACCUCUUGCCGCGAGAAUCAGGAGAUUCACAGCGAUAAGACAUCCUACUGCGAAAGGCUAGAAAACUACGGCGAUGAAUUAGUUAACACUAACAGGAAAGUCGACGUAGAGAUUAGCCUGUGUGAUAGUAGCACGAACGAAGAGAAAACUCAGACGCAACUAGAACAAGCAUCAGAGAACAGAUCGGUUGCCACAUAUACGAAUGAUGAUAUGAAUACCUCGUUAAUAGACACUAAUCGGCCGUAUAUACAGACCGAGGAGGAGUACCUGCGAUUGGAUACUUCAGCCGAAGAUAUUAUGCGAGAUAUCGAGGAUUUGCUUAAAUAG
Cyphomyrmex costatus is the source of this 1840-nucleotide messenger RNA. RefSeq names its product zinc finger CCCH domain-containing protein 11A. Lineage: Eukaryota; Metazoa; Arthropoda; Insecta; Hymenoptera; Formicidae. Bases 62 to 1840 code for a protein of 592 amino acids. The record is from RefSeq and is a predicted model, not a curated record. Gene Ontology annotation, molecular function: metal ion binding. The transcript has 7 exons.